UGUUGAAAAAUUUAAAUUGACUCUUGAAUCUUGAUUAUUGGAAAAUCAACAAUUCUGAUAUUUGAUAAAUGUGUAAGUUCAAAAUUGUUGAUUUUUAGUUGGAAACCCAUUUCCAUUGCACGAAAUUCCCUGCACUUCUGCCAAUAUAUAAUUGCUUCCGUGUUCGCAAUUAUAGCGCAAAUCCGCGCAAUUCCACGCAACGGAACUUCGAUUGGAAACCCUACUUUAAACCUGCUGGGAACCAUAUAUUGCCCUGAUCCAGGAGGGACUGAGUCCCAAUACUCCCCCCCCCCUGUAUAUCAAAGGUUUUAAAGAAUAAGAAUGAGAAAAUAAGAGUUUUCGGUGUAUAGGAUUCUGUAUUGGUUGUAUAGGAGCAGACUGGGUACACCAAACAGUUAGAGACACUAAACCUCCAGAUGAAGGAGAUGCAGAGAUGUCUUAUUGAAACACGGUCCCGUAAUCUGUACCUGGAGAAUCUUGUAGAACAGCAGCGCAAGAAACUGGAACAAAUUGAAGAAAUGACUGAAAGAGCUGAAAAGCAAAAAACUGAACGUUCAAAAGAAGAUCUUCAUAAACAAGUUGUCCACGAUCUAGAUAAAGCUUCUUCUGAUCCUGAUCCACCAGAGGUUCUCAAAAAACUAACAGAAGCCGAAGAGAUGUUAAUAAGGCUGAGAGAAGAGAAUGUAAACCAGAGAGAGGAGUUAGAUCAACUCAAGAGUUUUGUACUUAAGGAGAUGCGUAUGAAGUAUAAAGGCUGUAAUCAUCCCACCAAGCUGAGACUGAGUCAGGGCUCCAGGUCUACCUCUAUAACAAGACUUGAUAUUUCACAGGGUUUCCCACCUCUUAAACCUAUUACUGUGACACCAAGAAGAACCAGUAGAUCCAUGAAUAGAGGUGAGGGAUCACAGAGAGACAUAUUCAACUCUUCUUUUUCAAAGCAAAGGAUUCAUGCAUCAUUGCCUUCCCUUCAGCUUUCAAGAAGAGGAACCCCUGCUCAUAGAUGAUUCAUUGAUUGAUUGAUAGAACAUUUACUCAUAGAUGAUUCAUUGAUUGAUUGAUAGAACAUUUACUCAGCUAGAAUUUAGUUGCAAUAACUAGAGUUCGGAACAGCUGGAGAAGAUAUCGCUAAUUUGAAACGCUUUUAGAUGAUGAAUUGAAUCAUAAAAACAGCUAUUUUAUAUUUUAACAAUCUUUUUUGGCCUUUGAAGUUCUGAUUUUUCAGACCUAUAGCUUGAUAUUCAAAAAGAAUUAAUUAACUUAAAUCAUCUUUCUUUAAGUUUUUUCCCAAGGGAUUAACAGCAAAAAAGUUAAAAUAAAAUUAGAGUUAAUUCAUUUGUUUUUUAUCUGAGGUCGGAAUUGUUGUGUGGAGUAUCAUUGAUCUUGAGCGCUUCAUCAAACAUGAGAAGAGAUGAUGAUGAGAGAUGGAUGAAAAUCAAUGCUUAAUCCCAAGAUUCCCAAAGUUCUGAUACCACAUUUGCAUUAAAGUAUGAAAUUGAACCCUUUUCUUAAAAAGUAUUUAAUUUUGUAAAAAUUGUGAAAUGCCCAAAACAUUAUUUAUACUUUUGCUAUGCGUUAAAAUGUUUCUGCUUGAUGUGCCUUGAAGUAGACCUGAAUGAAAAUCAACUGUUUGUUACAGAUUUGAUUUUUCUUCCUUAAUAAUAACUAGCUGAAGUGCUCAGCAUUGCCCGUAAAAUAAAAGAAAAGAAAAAAUUAAAAUUUUACAGAAAAAAAUGA
Eurytemora carolleeae is the source of this 1734-nucleotide messenger RNA. RefSeq lists its product as uncharacterized. The record is from RefSeq and is a predicted model, not a curated record. The transcript is spliced from 6 exons. Lineage: Eukaryota; Metazoa; Arthropoda; Copepoda; Calanoida; Temoridae. The coding region runs from base 417 to 1004 and encodes 195 amino acids.